UCAAGGCGUAAGCUGUACAAACGAGAAUCGGUGGGUAUACAAGUUUCCUGACGCUAGUACUACGGCCCAUUCCGCGGUGAUUGCCCAGGGACACUAGACCAUCAUCAGUUAUCUGCGCCCGCGCAUCUCCAAAAUGUUCAAAUGGCUCGUCUUUCUCACAUGCACAAAUGCGGUCCUUUCCACAACAGACCUCUACUCUCUUCCCGAAUUGCCUCCGGGAGAAGCUCCUGAACCCAUUAUUUCGUUUAUGGAAAAAACAUAUGCCUUUGGAAGAGGAAGAAUGGCUUAUGAUUCUGGGGAGCCUCUACUUCUGUCCCCAUUGAUAGAAGAGAAAAAGAUAGAAGAAGCAAGAAAAGCGGCAUACGUCGAACCUGAAUAUCUAUUGCCUGGUAUGGAGAGUUACGCAGGUUAUUUGACUGUAAACAAAGAAUAUAAUUCGAAUCUAUUCUUCUGGUAUUUCCCCGUUCAAGGGAGUCCAGUUGAAGAAACUCCAUGGAUAAUUUGGCUUCAAGGAGGUCCAGGUGCUUCUUCACUCUAUGGUCUCUUUACGGAAAUAGGUCCUUUCAAUGUCAAUAAAGAAAACGAACUGGAAGAAAUGAAAUAUUCGUGGGGUCAAAAUCACUCUCUUCUAUUCAUAGACAAUCCUGUCGGAACCGGGUUCAGCUUUACCGAUGAUGACCGGGGCUAUGCCACUAACCAGACAACGAUUGGCGAAAACCUAUACACAGCCCUACAGCAGUUCCUAACACUCUUCCCUGAAUUACGAAAAGCUCCUUUGACAAUUGCAGGAGAGUCAUAUGCUGGGAAACAUAUCCCGUCCCUUGGAGUGCAAAUAUUGUGGCAUAGGCAGGAGGAUCCAGCUAUUAAUCUUCAGGGUCUUGCCAUUGGUAACGGGUUUAUCGAUCCAUUAUCCCUUCAAAGGUACAGCUACUUCGUACGUGAAACUGGUUUAGUGGAUGAUAAAGCGGCGAACUUUAUGAACCAAAUCGAAACAGCGGUGGUGCAAUUUAUUAACAAUGGAGAAAUGCUCAAGGCAUAUGCUUAUUACAACUACUUACUACAAUUAUUCCUGUCUGAGUCAAAACUAAAUAACUUAUACAACUACCUCCAAGAUGAAAUUAGCCUCGAUGGUGCCUAUUUAGACUAUAUUCAAAGGGAUGACGUCAGAAGAGCGUUACAUGUAGGAAACACAAAUUUCACAUCAAUCGGGGUUGUGUAUAAAAAGCUAGUCCCCGAUUUUAUGGGAAGCGCUAAACACUGGCUCGAAGAAUUACUAGAGAAUUACAGGGUCAUGCUUUAUAAUGGUCACUUGGACAUUAUUGUUGCAUACCAUCCUUCAGUGAAUACGUAUGAUGCCCUAUCAUUUUCCGGUUCGACAGAAUACCGGCUUGCAAAACGAAAUCCUUGGUACCACAAUGAAGAAUUGGCUGGGUAUUUCAAAAUGGCGGGAAAUCUGACAGAAGUUAUGAUCCGCGGCGCUGGACAUAUGGUUCCCGCAGACAAACCGCCAGCAGCAUUAGGAUUGAUUUCAGCAUUUGCUCGCGGAAUCGCUUUGACCCAAGAUACUGGGUCUUUGGUCCCAGAAAAAAAUUCCUUAAGAACUCGUCAACUGCCAGUGAACUAAUUUGUAAAUUUGUAUUUCUUAAAUGGACUAUUCUGAUUUUAAAAAGAAUUUAAUGAUACGUAAAUCAUAACGUAUUUUCUAAUUGUAUAAUCUGUUUAUUAAUCAAAGAGAUCGCUUGCGAUUUAUACACUAUGUAUUUUUAUACUAGAGUUUCGUCCGUAAUGUAAGACACUUAAACAGAUAGGUGUUAUUGUAAAUGUAAAUAAAAAUGUAUAAAGCAUAGUACAUAA
Pieris napi is the source of this 1854-nucleotide messenger RNA. Its product is annotated as venom serine carboxypeptidase-like. Gene Ontology annotation, biological process: proteolysis. Gene Ontology annotation, molecular function: serine-type carboxypeptidase activity. The record is from RefSeq and is a predicted model, not a curated record. Bases 134 to 1624 code for a protein of 496 amino acids. NCBI's taxonomy places the organism in Eukaryota, Metazoa, Arthropoda, Insecta, Lepidoptera, Pieridae. The transcript is spliced from 9 exons.